Molecule: messenger RNA, 1554 nt
Organism: Bacidia gigantensis
Lineage: Eukaryota; Fungi; Ascomycota; Lecanoromycetes; Lecanorales; Ramalinaceae
Gene: ATP2
Product: atp2, beta subunit of the F1 sector of mitochondrial F1F0 ATP synthase
Exons: 6
Coding region: 1-1554 (517 amino acids)
Biological process (GO): proton motive force-driven mitochondrial ATP synthesis; proton transmembrane transport
Molecular function (GO): ATP binding; ATP hydrolysis activity; proton-transporting ATP synthase activity, rotational mechanism
Source: RefSeq, a predicted model, not a curated record
AUGUGGAAGAGCGGCCUUUCAAGAGCUCUGCGAACCUCCUCACUGCCACGGCCUACACCAGCUCGACACGCGUUUCAACCGAUCAGAAAGAACCUUACGCCCGCUUUAGGGGCAAGAUUCGCAAGCUCUGUUGGGGAUGGCAAAAUACAUCAGGUCAUUGGAGCUGUUGUCGACGUCAAGUUUGAUACAGAUUCGUUACCACCUAUUCUCAACGCUUUAGAAACCGAAAAUGUUGGCCAGAAGCUCGUCCUCGAAGUAUCUCAACAUCUCGGUGAGAACGUUGUUCGGGCGAUUGCUAUGGACGGCACCGAGGGAUUGGUCAGAGGACGUUCUGUUCGUGAUACGGGGUCACCAAUUAUGAUCCCCGUUGGACCCGGCACACUUGGGCGCAUCAUCAAUGUCACAGGGGAUCCAAUUGAUGAGCGAGGACCUAUCAAACAUACCCUGAAGAAGCCGAUUCACGCCGAUGCUCCAGAGUUCAUUAGCCAAUCUACUUCGGCAGAAGUACUUGUCACGGGAAUCAAGGUCGUCGAUCUGCUUGCCCCAUACGCUCGUGGUGGUAAAAUUGGUCUUUUCGGUGGUGCUGGUGUCGGCAAGACUGUGUUCAUUCAGGAAUUGAUUAACAACAUUGCCAAGGCUCAUGGUGGUUAUUCUGUAUUCACAGGCGUCGGGGAGCGCACUCGCGAGGGUAAUGACUUAUACCACGAAAUGCAGGAAACGCAAGUCAUCCAGCUUGACGGCGAGUCUAAAGUCGCACUUGUGUUUGGACAAAUGAACGAGCCUCCAGGGGCCCGCGCUCGUGUGGCUCUGACAGGCUUGACCGUCGCUGAGUACUUCCGAGACGAGGAAGGCCAAGAUGUGCUACUUUUCAUUGAUAACAUAUUCCGUUUCACACAAGCUGGAUCCGAGGUAUCCGCUCUCCUAGGUCGCAUUCCUUCUGCCGUCGGCUACCAGCCCACCCUCGCUGUCGACAUGGGUCUCAUGCAAGAACGAAUCACCACCACAGACAAAGGCUCCAUUACGUCGGUGCAGGCCGUCUACGUACCUGCUGAUGACUUGACGGAUCCGGCUCCAGCUACCACCUUCGCCCAUCUAGACGCCACUACCGUCUUGUCCCGUGGAAUCUCAGAAUUGGGUAUUUAUCCAGCUGUUGAUCCGCUUGACAGCAAGUCUCGUAUGCUUGAUCCCAGGGUCGUAGGCGAAGAUCACUACCAAACUGCCUCCCGUGUGCAACAAAUGUUGCAAGAAUAUAAGUCGUUGCAGGAUAUCAUCGCCAUUUUGGGCAUGGACGAAUUAUCCGAGGCUGACAAACUGACCGUUGAGCGUGCCAGAAAGCUGCAAAGAUUCUUGAGCCAGCCAUUCACUGUUGCGCAAGUGUUCACUGGUAUUGAGGGUAAAUUGGUCGAUUUGAAGGAUACGAUUGCUAGUUUCAAGGCAAUCAUGAACGGAGAGGGUGACGAUCUUCCAGAAGGUGCUUUCUAUAUGGUCGGUGACUUCGAGUCUGCGCGCCAAAAGGGGGAGAAGAUCCUCGCAGAUUUGGAGAAGGGUAAUUAG